Messenger RNA from Camelina sativa (false flax), 531 nucleotides. NCBI's taxonomy places the organism in Eukaryota, Viridiplantae, Streptophyta, Magnoliopsida, Brassicales, Brassicaceae. The record is from RefSeq and is a predicted model, not a curated record.
AUGCCUCCACCGUGGUUCCAGUCACCGCCUUCGUUUCCGCAGCAGCAACAAAGUUACUCGCCGCAACACCCGCACAUGGCGAACAUCACCGCUACACAUCCUGCGAGCGGCAUCCUCGGUCCAUCUCCUACGGUACCUCAACCAACACAACUUCCAGCGAACCUGUCUGCAGCCUUUGGUACUAUGACCAUGCCAGAUCCCAACGAUGCCAGCUGUCCCGAAAAAGUCAUUCCUUUACCAGUAUCUCCCAUUCUCCGCCAAGCACAUUCACCACAAGUGGAUACCGUUGCCCAUCCUCAACCACCACCACCUGUGGAACCUACCCCUCCACCGGUUCCCCAAGUGGUUGCUCCUCCACCUCAACCUGCGGCUGGUCACUCAAUGGUGACUAGAAGCAAACGAGGUAUCACAAAACCAAAACAGCCUCUCUCCCUUCACACUGAAAUACUAUCUCAUCUUCCUACUUCUCACCUUAAAGCGUUGGAGGAUCCAAACUGGAAUCCUGCCAUGAAUGAGGAAUAUGACGCUUAA